UUUAGUGUCAGCCCGGGGCGGCGGAGCUCAGUUGAGGCCCCUAGAGGCGGAUCACGACACAGUCUUCCAUUCGCCUUCAGCACCACACAGGACUUUACCCGUCUGCGGACAGCGAUGCUUCUGCAUCCGAAUCUCACAAGUCUCUUCCUCUUCACCGAUUCCUGUCCGGUGUCUGUUUCGGGGAGUUCAGCCAAGGUUCCGACACGCGUGUGACUACAACACCGUAUCUGAGUUCACACCGACAAAAGCGCCCUGAAAGUGGAGAGAUCGGCCGUUCUGUCGGACAAAGAGACGCCGUUCAGAUGCUGCGAUAACUUUGAGGAGGUUCGCGGGUUUUUUUUUGUUUUUUUGGACGAACAGCUGAAGAUUGUUAUAAUCAUGCCUGUAAGGAGAGGGCAUGUCGCUCCUCAGAAUACCUUUCUUGGAAUAAUAAUACGGAAAUUCGAGGGACAGAAUAAGAAGUUCAUCAUAGCCAAUGCCCGGGUCCAGAACUGUGCUAUUAUUUACUGUAACGACGCAUUCUGUGAGAUGACGGGAUUCUCACGGCCGGAUGUCAUGCAGAAACCUUGUACAUGCGACUUCCUGCAUGGCGAGCAAACCAAAAGACAUGCGAUUGCGCAGGUGGCCCAGGCUCUCCUGGGGUCAGAGGAACGGAAAGUGGAGAUUACGUACCAUCGCAAGGACGGUUCAGACUUCCAGUGUAACACUCACAUCAUCCCAGUGAAGAACGAGGAAGGAGUUGUGAUGAUGUUCAUCUUGAACUUCGAUUAUGUUCUAGACGAGGAGAACAGCGACUCUUUGGAGAGACUGAACCUUACGCCGCCUGCCAAAUCUGAAAUCAGAAAAGGAAGAUUCUUCCACUUCCGUCUGCCAGCCUUGAAGCUGUUGGGAACCAGCAAGCAGUCUCUUCCGCAGGACGAGCCAGACUCAGUGAUGGUGGACUCGCCCAGGGCCAGUGACGACUCUGUGGCCGUGAUGGACGUCCAAUCGCCCACCAAGGACGGUUCGAGUCCAGCGGAUGCCAACGACACGCGGGCGCUCAUCAGCUCCAGCCCUCGCUCCUCCCCGGUCAGCACGUCCUUACCCCUCGACCACUCAUCGCCCAAGCAGCCCUGGGACCUGCCCAGUCCGUCUCAAGCGCAGUCCACCACCUGCCUGGCCCAGGCCAACUCUAGAGACAGUGUGUGCAGCAGGAGACGCGCCUCCUCCGUUCACGACAUCGAAGGCCUGAGCACAAACUCCAAACACCUGUUUACGGACAGACACACAAGUGAAGGUCCGUUUAACCAUCUGAAGUCCAGUCUGCUGGGAUCGACCUCAGACUCCAAUCUGAACAAAUACAGCACCAUCAACAAGAUCCCGCUCAUCGCACUCAACUUCUCUGAAUCCAACGAUAAGAAAGCGCCUUCCCCUCCGUCCUCGGAGAAAACCAUCAUCGCACCAAAGGUCAAGGACAGAACACACAACGUCACUGAGAAGGUCACACAGGUCUUGUCGCUGGGCGCCGAUGUGCUUCCAGAAUACAAGCUCCAGACGCCACGCAUGGAUAAGUUCACCAUCCUGCACUACAGCCCGUUCAAAGCGGUGUGGGACUGGCUCAUCCUGCUGCUGGUGAUUUACACAGCCAUUCUCACCCCUUACUCUGCUGCCUUCCUGCUCAACGACAGCGAGGAGCAUAAAAGACGGGAAUGUGGCUAUUCCUGCAGCCCUCUGAACCUCGUGGACUUAAUGGUGGACAUCAUGUUCAUCAUCGACAUCCUCAUUAACUUUCGCACCACCUACGUGAACUUGAACGAGGAGGUGGUGAGCCAUCCGGGGAAGAUCGCCAUCCAUUACUUCAAGGGCUGGUUCCUUAUAGACAUGGUGGCGGCCAUUCCCUUCGACCUGCUCAUAUUUGGAUCAGGAUCAGAUGAUACGACCACUCUGAUUGGCCUGUUGAAGACGGCGCGGCUCCUCCGACUGGUUCGUGUUGCCAGGAAGCUGGACCGUUACUCUGAAUACGGCGCAGCGGUUCUCAUGCUGCUCAUGUGUAUAUUUGCUCUGAUCGCCCAUUGGCUGGCCUGCAUCUGGUACGCCAUUGGAAAUGUGGAGAAACCGUACCUGGAGCAUAAGAUCGGCUGGCUCGACAAUCUCGAGGUGUCCCUCGGGAAGAGAUGCAACUCUACUGAGCACUGCUCUGGGCCGUCCAUAAAGGAUAAAUACGUGACCGCGCUGUACUUCACGUUCAGCUCGCUGACCAGCGUGGGCUUUGGAAACGUGUCUCCGAACACCAACUCUGAGAAGAUCUUCUCCAUCUGCGUCAUGCUCAUCGGAUCUUUGAUGUACGCCAGUAUUUUUGGGAACGUUUCUGCCAUCAUCCAGCGGCUGUAUUCGGGAACGGCGCGGUACCACAUGCAGAUGCUCCGCGUGAAAGAGUUCAUCCGUUUCCACCAGAUCCCAAACCCGCUCAGACAGAGGCUGGAGGAGUAUUUCCAGCACUCGUGGACCUACACCAACGGCAUCGACCUGAACAUGGUCUUGAAAGGCUUUCCUGAGUGUUUACAGGCAGAUAUCUGUCUCCAUCUGAACCACAGUCUCCUUCAGGGAUGUAAGGCUUUCAGAGGUGCGACUCAAGGAUGUCUGCGUGCUCUCGCCAUGCGCUUCAAAACCACCCAUGCUCCUCCUGGAGAUACACUCAUGCACUGCGGGGACGUCCUCACCGCGCUCUACUUCCUGUCUGGAGGAUCCAUCGAGAUACUCAAGGACGAUAUAGUGGUGGCCAUUCUGGGUAAGAAUGACAUAUUUGGAGAGAUGAUCCACCUGUACGCGAAGCCUGGGAAGUCGAAAGCAGACGUCCGAGCACUCAGCUACUGCGACCUGCACACCAUCCAGAGAGAGGAGCUCCUGGAGGUUUUGGACAUGUAUCCAGAGUUUGCAGAUUAUUUCCUCACCAAUCUGGAGCUGACCUUUAACCUACGGGACGAGAAUUCAAAGGCCACUUAUUCACCAGUCAGUGAUUCAGACGGAGAGGAGACCAAGAGCCAAAGGAAGAUCUCCUUUAAACGUAAACCAUCCAAAGGAGAAAGCCUGAAGGAAACAGACAGCGAGUGCAGGAAGGAGCGGCGAGAGUCUCGUCUCAGCUCUAAGAGAAGCUCAGAGGACCGUCACACCUCCAGAGAGGAACAGCAAAGGCUUCUGGGAGCAGGCAUAAUAGAGUUUCCAUCAAUACAGAGCUGCACCUCUACACCGGGCUGCAGUCCUCCUGCUGAAGACACGGAGAAGACAUAUGAUGAUAUCCAGACUGAGGGAUGGUUAGCUGACAGUGUGAAAGCAGACAUGGAGCAGGCCGGCACUGAAGAUGAUGAUCUGGACUGUGACGUCACGUAUGGAGAAGUGGAGCAGAGACUAGACCAACUGCAGAAACACCUGAGCAGGUUAGAGUCUCAGAUGACAUCAGACAUUCAGAGAAUCCUCCAGCUGCUGCAGAGACAGACGUGUUUGGGACCUCCGGCCUACAGCAGCCUCACAGCCGGUCCCGAGAACAAGAGAGCAGCCAUCAGAGUGCAGCCCGUCGCUUCUGUUCCCACCAACCCACAGCACUGCACAGCACAGGAUGCUGACUUUUUGGCCAUGACAAACAUCCAUCAUAACCCCAAAGACUCUCUGUCAGGUCUGGCCCUUAUGGACUCCAACCCGAAGCAGAGCCACGGGACACGGUCCUCACCAGACUCCAGCAUCACGUACCGCUUCACAAACAGCCAGACUCUUCCUCUGACACGACAGCAGUCCAGAUCCCUGCUUCCAGACACCACAGCAGCUCUGGAGCUCCACAGACCGCCGUCUGAUCCAGGACUGCACUGACCCGCUCCUCUACCGUAGGGAAAGUCCAGGACGUCCCACGGCUCUUCCAGACCUACUUUGAAGCAUAAAGGACAUUUUAAAACAGGCAUUGGCCAAAACUGUAACACUAAUGCGACUUAGGAUUCACCACUGGCUCUCGCCUGUACAUUUGCUUCCUCUUCCUUCUCCUGCGUUACGCUCCUUGAUGCUGUCGAGGACAAUUUGGAACGGAUUACACUUCCAUUUUCAGGAAGUCAAUCUCUUAAAGACAUUUCUUGGAGUGUCUUGGACACUUUUCCACAUACUCUGUGUUCUGCACACUUUUACACUGGUGUAAGACUCAGGACAUUGAUGGUGGUUAAUUUAUCAUACUGGCAGAAUCUCUUCCCUGUUUUAUCAUUAUGAAUCUAAAUUAUAAUAAUGGCAUUUUACACUUCCAUUUGCAGAACCCUGUGGAAUUACCUAAUUACAUACAGUGUGGUCCACUAUUUUAUUUUAUUUUUUUGCA
Messenger RNA from Sinocyclocheilus rhinocerous, 4327 nucleotides. It is a transcript of the gene kcnh7b, whose product is annotated as potassium voltage-gated channel subfamily H member 7. Gene Ontology annotation, biological process: regulation of membrane potential; potassium ion transmembrane transport. The transcript has 15 exons. The record is from RefSeq and is a predicted model, not a curated record. The coding region runs from base 379 to 3840 and encodes 1153 amino acids. Gene Ontology annotation, cellular component: plasma membrane. Lineage: Eukaryota; Metazoa; Chordata; Actinopteri; Cypriniformes; Cyprinidae. Gene Ontology annotation, molecular function: inward rectifier potassium channel activity.